This is a messenger RNA of Cyphellophora attinorum, 1557 nucleotides long. RefSeq lists its product as uncharacterized. Gene Ontology annotation, molecular function: phosphatidate phosphatase activity. The transcript is spliced from 2 exons. The record is from RefSeq and is a predicted model, not a curated record. Lineage: Eukaryota; Fungi; Ascomycota; Eurotiomycetes; Chaetothyriales; Cyphellophoraceae. Bases 1 to 1557 code for a protein of 518 amino acids. Gene Ontology annotation, cellular component: actin cortical patch.
AUGGCAAGAGGGAGGUCUUUGGCGAUCCUAUCUCUUCUCGGACUAACUGCAGCUCUGCCAGCGGACCCGACUCAGGCGGCCCUAGAAGCCAUCGCGCUGGUCACUCCUGCACCGACACCAGUUCUACUUGGAGGCGAGCCGGUAUACCGCCGCGAUGUCGUUGACUCAAUCACCGCCGAGGUCAACUCAUACGUAAACGAGAUCUUUUCAGAACUCGGCACGGCCAUUCCAUCUUAUGUCACAGAGGGAAUUCUACCCAAUUUUGCGAGCUUGCCAACUGGCAGUGCAGUGUUGAGCUCGGCCAACAUCAGCAGCGAUGAACUUGCCGCAUCACCGACAUUGGUGCUCAACAUCCCCAGCUACGCCAAUUGGACCAACAACACGUGGAAUCUGCGGUUUCGUGGCAAUGUAUACAAGCAGCCCAAUCUCUCAAACGGGACAGUAGACCGGCUUGCCAACUUCUUUCUGAUCGAUACGGAUAUCCAGAACCUGACUACUUCGGAAGCUGACCAGGCACGCAACUUGACGAGGGAGAUCUAUGUUGUUCAGCAGGGUGACUUGAACGUGACAAUGAGCUUGUUUCCGGCACCUUCGAAUGGCGGCGAUGGCGAGUCUGGUGGCAGCGGAGCUGUCACUCCUGCUGGAGGACAGCAAACCCUCCAGCUUCCUUAUGAGACUACGCCAGAAGGUGAUUUCGAUGUCUUCGUGCCGAUUCAGUCUGAUGGACUGGCAUCAGGUGACGGGAAUCGCCAGCCUCAGCGGCUCAACGUGUACGCCAAUGGUACCGACAACUUAGGAAACGCAACAUCAUAUCUGGUGUCUGAGGAAGGCCUGACCAUCAUCUCAGACAUUGAUGAUAUCCUGAGAGUGACACAAAUCUACGAUCCGAAGGAUGGCCUCUUCAACACCUUCGCUGCGCCGUUCACUCCAUGGAUGAACAUGCCCGAUAUCUAUCGCAACUGGUCACAGAGUCUGCCAACGACACACUUCCACUACCUCACCACCACUCCCGAACAGAUCACUCGCAACUACGAGCAGUUCAUUUACGACACAUAUCCUGGCGGCUCUUUCGAUACUCGACCUCUGAACUUCUCCGACGUCAGCGCCACCCUCUCGAUCCGCAAGUACCUGCUCGACAAGGUCUUUCAAACUUUCCCCAAGCGAAAGUUCAUUCUCGUCGCCGAUACAUCCAACUCAGAUGUCAUGAGAGACUAUCCUGCAAUGGCCACGGACUAUCCUGGGCAGGUCCAGUGUAUCUUCCUUCGUAACACGACUGCGACAGACCCGAAAGAUAAGUUUCCCUAUAACACAGAGGGCUUCAAGGACCUCGACAACAGCACAUACAUGUUCUUCUUGGUGCCGGACGAUUUGAUGAAUCUGGAUAUUGCGAACGGGCAGUGCGUAAACGCUUCGAUACCGCAGAAUGUUAGUUUCAGUUAUCAAGGAUUGCCAUUUGGGCUGAGCAGCAAUCCUGCCAAUGCGGUGGUUCCGGGCAUUGCAUUAGACGCGGCUAAGCUGAUAAUGCUCGUGUCAUGGGCUGUGAUGAUACUAGCGUAG